CCUGGAGCACUCCGACUGCUCCUUCAUGGUGGACAACGAGGCCAUCUACGACAUCUGCCGCAGGAACCUGGACAUCGAGCGUCCCACCUACACCAACCUGAACCGGCUCAUCAGUCAGAUCGUGUCCUCCAUCACCGCCUCCCUCCGCUUGGAGUUCCAGACCAACCUGGUGCCGUAUCCCCGGAUCCACUUCCCUCUGGCCACCUACGCCCCCGUCAUCUCGGCGGAGAAGGCCUACCACGAGCAGCUGACCGUAGCUGAAAUCACCAAUGCCUGCUUCGAGCCGGCCAACCAGAUGGUGAAGUGCGACCCUCGCCACGGCAAGUACAUGGCCUGCUGCCUGCUGUACCGCGGAGACGUGGUGCCCAAAGACGUCAACGCCACCAUAGCAACCAUCAAAACCAAGCGCAGCAUCCAGUUCGUGGACUGGUGCCCCACUGGCUUCAAGGUGGGCAUCAACUACCAGCCCCCCACCGUGGUUCCCGGGGGAGACCUGGCCAAGGUGCAGAGGGCUUUUUGCAUGCUGAGCAACACCACCGCCAUCGCCGAGGCCUGGGCUCGGCUCAACCACAAGUUUGACCUGAUGUACGCCAAGCGGGCCUUCGUCCACUGGUACGUGGGGGAGGGGAUGGAGGAGGGGGAGUUCUCCGAGGCCCGGGAGGACAUGGCGGCUCUGGAGAAGGAUUACGAGGAGGUGGGAGUUGACAGCGUUGAUGAUGGAGGAGAGGAAGAGGCAGGGGAACAUUAA
This is a messenger RNA of Cololabis saira (Pacific saury), 748 nucleotides long. Its product is annotated as tubulin alpha chain-like. Gene Ontology annotation, biological process: mitotic cell cycle; microtubule cytoskeleton organization. Lineage: Eukaryota; Metazoa; Chordata; Actinopteri; Beloniformes; Belonidae. The record is from RefSeq and is a predicted model, not a curated record. Gene Ontology annotation, cellular component: cytoplasm; microtubule. Gene Ontology annotation, molecular function: structural constituent of cytoskeleton; GTP binding.